This is a messenger RNA of Nothoprocta perdicaria, 2711 nucleotides long. It is a transcript of the gene DGLUCY, whose product is annotated as D-glutamate cyclase. The transcript has 15 exons. Lineage: Eukaryota; Metazoa; Chordata; Aves; Tinamiformes; Tinamidae. The record is from RefSeq and is a predicted model, not a curated record. Gene Ontology annotation, biological process: glutamate metabolic process. The coding region runs from base 591 to 2444 and encodes 617 amino acids. Gene Ontology annotation, molecular function: D-glutamate cyclase activity.
AGAAACAUAUUAGGCCUGUCUGUGACACCGGAGCCUCUCGUGCCUCGGAGCAGUCUGCUUCCUCCAAAGCUCGCUCCCCUUUCCCACUGAUCCCGGGACUGAUCCCAGAUCACACAAACUGCUUUUCCUCCCAUUUCUUAUUUACAGUAAUUCACAGCCCCUUCUCCCGAAUGCUGCUGGUUCCUAUUCGCAUUUCUCUCCUUAGAGACAAGAAAAUUCUUCUGUGAAUUCACACUGUUUUGAAAAUUGACUGUAAACUUUAGAGAAGGCGACUUUAAAAAGGAGAAGCUAAUCAACAUGAUCCGAAAGCUAGAGAUGAGGAAAUUAAAACUUUUAACUCACCAUGGAGACCAUGAGUACAGCCUGAUACUUGCAGAAGCCAUGCAUCUGCUCUCCACCCCCUAAAGAAGGAAGCAAAACCAUGAGAAAAAAAAAAAAAAGAGAAAAAGAUUAACUGCCAGAGUUUAAAGGUAGUUUAGAUUGAGAUAAAAGACUCUGUAUGGACUUUGACUAGACUGCAAACAGUGAUCUCUUCAAUCUUCCAAAGAUCUAAAGAGAGACAGAUAUUGACUCUAAUUAGGGUUGAAGAGAUGCUUUUGACAGGAAACUUGAAGUCUCUUCUUCCCCAAGUGUUGAGAAGAAUAAUUCGCUGCAAUAGACUUAGUAUGAGUAAUACUUCUGGAAUGGCAGAAGGCUAUAAACAGGCCAAUAUUGUGAUUCUGCACAAAUCUCUUGCUGAUGACUUUGAAAAGUUUUGCCAUGCAAACGCAGGGCCACUACCACUGCUGUACAGAAGUCAGCCAGGAGAUUGGAAAUGCCCCUCCCUGAGCAGUGAUUCUGAUAUCAGAACUGACUGCCUGCAGUACAGGUUAUAUGAGUAUGGAGCUUUUACUGGAUCUCUAAAAAGUCUAAAGGAAUAUGCUGAACAACUCAAGGACAUGGUGACUUUCUAUUUAGGCUGCAGCUUCUCUUUUGAAAAGGCACUGCAGAAUGCUGGCAUUCCUGUGAGAAAUGUGGAGCAAAAGUGUAACGUGAGCAUGUACAAGACAUCUGUGCCUUGCUACAGUGUUUCUACUUUCAGCUGCAACUUAGUAGUCACCAUGAGACCUAUUCCUGCAAACAAAUUAGAAGCAACUGUGCUAGCAACCUCCGAAUUGGAAGAAUCCCAUGGAGCACCAGUCCACAUUGGUAACCCUGGUUUGUUGGGAAUACGAGAUCUUUCCAAACCAGACUAUGGAGAUCCAGUUGACCUUCAACCUGAUGAUAUUCCAGUGUUUUGGGCAUGUGGAGUAACAGGAGUAGAAGCAAUCAUCAGCUGCAGAUCUCCAUUAGCUUUUACUCAUUCUCCUGGCUGCAUGUUCAUUACUGAUCUAAAGAACAAUGAAGUCACAGUUGGGUCCUCAAGAAAAGUUCCACAAGUCCACUGCAUUUCUCAAGAUCCUUUGCAUUACAGUAUUGUAUCAGCAGAAGCAGCACAAAAGAUAAGGACGCUAGAAAGCCUAAUUGGAAUAGAUCCAGGAGACAGAGGUAUCAUUCAUUUACAACGGCAGGAAGAGCUGCUGAAGUCUUGCCUGUCCCUCUCCCAUGCACGAUCAGUGCUGAUAACAACUGGAUUUCCUACCCACUUCGCUUACGAGCCACCCGAGGAGAAUGAUGGGCCCCCAGGAGCCUUUGCUAUCGCAGCCAUGUUGCAGGCCUUGGAGAAAGAUGUUGCCAUAGUAACAGAUCAGCGAGCCAUGAAUCUGAACAGGAAGAUUAUGGAAGAAGCUGUUCGACUCGGAAUCCUGAAGCGACCUGUCCCUCUCCUGAGUUAUCAAAAGGAAAGUACAGAUUCAGCUUUGAUGUUUUUGUGCGAGAAUGGAAAUCGUGGAAGACCGAGAUUUGAUCACCUGAUAGCAAUAGAGCGUGCUGGGAUGGCUGCUGAUGGCAAUUAUUACAAUGCCAGGAAAGUUAAUAUUAAACAUCUAGUAGACCCCAUAGAUGAACUAUUUUUAGCUGCAAAAACCAUUUCAGGAGUUGCAACAACAGGUGUCGGAGAUGGAGGAAAUGAAUUGGGAAUGGGCAAAGUAAAAGAUGCUGUAAAGAAGUACAUAAAAAAUGGAGAUGUUAUUGCUUGUGAUGUUGAAGCUGAUUUUACUAUUGUAGCUGGGGUCUCAAAUUGGGGAGGCUAUGCCAUCGCUUGUGCUCUGUAUGUUCUCAGCACUUGUGAAAUACACGACCGCUAUCUGAGGAAAGCCGUUGGGUUUCCACAGUUAUCUAAGAAGAUGGUCUGGCUGGCUGCACUUCCGUCUGUUCCAAAGGAAGAAAAGUUUCUGAAAGCCCUUGUGCAGCAUGGGGUCCGCAGUGGAAAAACUGCCAGCCUAGAAAUGGAAGUGGACGGUCUGCCCUUCUAUAACACCCAUUCACUUAUGAUUGAAAAGCUCCUGCAAGAAGUGCAGCAGUGACUUCCUCUAAUAAUUUCAAAAUCAGGAAUGUCUCCUAUGUUAUUUCCUUAUUCCUAACCUACUGACAGGGUUUAAAAAAAAAAUCAAAGUUGGUUCUAUGUCUUGAAAUGUAGGAUUUUUGAUCUCUAGUGCCUCAGCCAUGCACAACCUUUUUUUCGUUUUGUUUUGUUACUCUUACCUCACUGAGAAACAGGAAGGAUCAUAAGCAUUUGAUUUACCUUUUAUUUUCUGUAAUUUUAUAAUAGAUAUUAAGUGAUAUUAUAUACU